ACCUAGGGACACCUUCGCAGCCUGGACGCGGAUGGAACGGCGGCGGCGGAGCCAGAGAGCAUGCGCGUCCAACCCGAGCAUGCUCAGUAGCUCGCGCGGCUCCCCGGAGCUGCGGCGCCGACCGGCGAGCGACGCGGAGGUCUCGGCGGCAGCCGAGGGAGCGACAGGAAGUGAAGCGGCCCCGCCGGGCGACCGCGGCGGUAGAACCGGAGGCGGCGGAAGGGGCUCUGCGGCGACGACGUCGUCGACCGGGGGGGAGGCCGAAGGAGCUGAGCGCCGAGGGGACACGCCCGCUCCGAAGCCGGACCCCGAGGCGGGCAGGAUGGAUCACCACCAGCUGGGGACUGGCCGCUACCAGGUGCUUCACAACGAAGACGAUAAUUCAGAAUCAUCUGCUGUAGAGCAACCAUCAACUUCUAACUCCACAGCACCGACCGCGGAAGCUGCUGCUUCAGCCCCAGCCCUGGAAACCGACUCUUCACCUCCACCAUACAGUAGCAUUACCGUGGAAGUACCGACCACUUCAGAUGCUGAAGUUUACAGUGAGUUUUACCCCGUGCCACCUCCGUACAGCGUUGCUACCUCUCUUCCUACAUACGAUGAAGCUGAAAAGGCUAAAGCUGCUGCCAUGGCAGCUGCAGCAGCGGAAGCACCUCAAAGAAACCAGGAGGAAGAGUGUACACCAAGAGAUGACUUCAGUGAUGUAGACCAGCUUAGAGUAGGCAACGAUGGCAUUUUCAUGCUGGCGUUUUUCAUGGCAUUCAUUUUCAACUGGCUUGGAUUCUGCUUAUCCUUCUGUAUCACCAACACCAUAGCUGGAAGGUAUGGUGCUAUCUGUGGAUUUGGCCUUUCUCUGAUCAAAUGGAUCCUUAUUGUUAGGUUUUCCGACUAUUUUACUGGCUAUUUCAAUGGACAGUAUUGGCUUUGGUGGAUAUUUCUUGUACUUGGCCUUCUCCUUUUCUUCAGAGGGUUUGUUAAUUACCUAAAAGUCAGAAACAUGUCUGAAAGUAUGGCAGCUGCGCAUAGAACAAGGUACUUCUUCUUACUAUAGAGACUGCAUCAAGCCAACAUUCCUUCCUUGUACCAAUGUGAAAUGUCCACGCCAUCUGUAAACCACAGCUUCGCUAGGGUAGAAGACUACUGAGCCGGAGACUAGGAGAUCUGGGGCUUCCAAGUUAAAUGACAGCGUGGUUUAUGCUUAAAAGCCAUUUCUGCUCAUUCUUUAGUUGUCUGUACUUCAUUUAUUUUGCACAUUUGCAUAUGUGCCUAUUUAAAAGAUACGCAUAUACUGGAAAGAAUCCGCAAAGUUGUUGCAGCAAAGUCCAGUCACACUUGGUUAAUCAGUGUUUGAUAAAAUUGGAAGAGUUGAGUGGUAAACACUUCCAGCAUGUAAAUGCUUCUGACUUGACCGUUAGUGUAAUAAAAAUUACAUUAUUAAUCUUGUCAAAUGCUUUAGUUUCUGGCUUAGAUUCAUCUGAUAAUUCCAAACAUGAAAUAUUCUUUGCUAUAGAUGAUGUUUAUUAAAACUUGCAGUGUGAUUAUUAGAAAAGAUUUGUCAGAUUUUUGAGUGUAAUAUUAUUUAGGAAAACUGUAAAUAACCAUACAUAAGUUGCUUUUUGCAUUCUUUUCUUAGAAUUAUGUCUAGGUUUCUUUUCAUUAAUUUUAAAUUAAGUAAACUAAAUAUAUAGAAAUAAACUUUCUUAAAGGUUUCUAAAGAUAGAUGAACGCUAAGAAGAUGUGAGUAUACCAAAUGCCCUUUAAAGAAAAAGAAGCUAAGAGGCAAUACUAGUUUUAGAGAUUUUCAAACAAGAGGCUUAGAUUUGAGGAUUACUCACCUUAGCAAUUCUUACAAGAAGAGAUUGAAUUAGAUCUUAUAUUUAUUUACAUCUAAGACAGUUUUAAAAAUUGAUUUAUCAAAUAUAUUCUCAUUUGCAUUUGUCUUUUAAAAAGCCAGUAAAAGUAUCUUUCAAUAUUAUUGUAAUCAUUUUUCUUUAAAUGCUUAAUUUGUUAAACUUAGCAAAUAAAAUCUUGUUCUGUUAA
Molecule: messenger RNA, 2040 nt
Organism: Arvicola amphibius (Eurasian water vole)
Lineage: Eukaryota; Metazoa; Chordata; Mammalia; Rodentia; Cricetidae
Gene: Ndfip2
Product: Nedd4 family interacting protein 2
Exons: 8
Coding region: 32-1051 (339 amino acids)
Biological process (GO): metal ion transport; ubiquitin-dependent protein catabolic process; vacuolar transport
Cellular component (GO): endoplasmic reticulum; Golgi apparatus; perinuclear region of cytoplasm
Molecular function (GO): WW domain binding
Source: RefSeq, a predicted model, not a curated record